AUGAUUUCGAUAGCGCCGAGAGGAAAAAUGCUCAAGUCGCUGGCUUUGUUCAGCGUACUCGGAGCCACCGUUAAUUUUCAGGUCUCGAUUAAUUUAUUGAAAUGGAUCCCAUUUUCAUUCUAGGAAGGAUACGCUAACUCCUAUCCCAACACGGCGUAUCUCUCUUUUCAACAGCUUUUCAACGACUCUUACAUACAUCGCGGAGUCAAGGUGAGAUAAAAAAUGAAUUCUGAUCGAGCGAAUUUUUUCUAUUCGAGGUUCUUUAGUGUUGCCCUGACUUUAGCUUUUCAUACCAAAAAAUGCUUAGGUUUCGGAAAAAUCCCCUUAUUUUCUGCAUUACCUCCUCGAUUCGGAUUCAUCAAAAAACUCUCAAGAACGGCUUUUUUGAGCUGGAACGCCAGAGUCGUCCCUAUAGGGGUUAGGAGAAAAAUAUCUUUUAUCGGGGACAAAAAAAUUCCCAUAAAGGAGUAAAAUUAAUAUGGUAACUCUAGGGGUCAUGUUCAAAAAUUGAAAAAAAAAAUCAACUUGAUCAAUUUUCGUUUUGUUGACCCCUAUAGAGGGAAGUAAAGUGGUCCCUAGAAGGAAAAUUUCAAGGGCCCUCAAGGUUGUAUCUACAGGGAUCAUUCUGGAGCUCCCAAGUGUUAAAAACAUUACUUUUUAACCCAGAAGUCUUUAGAAGAGAGAAAGAGAGCGCAAACAGUCCGAUUCAAGUGAAUUGACAGAAAUGUACAAAAAUUGUUCAGAACGGUCUGUCCGAAACGCUGUUCACCUGGCUCUGGUCUCUUGCCCUGUACAUUUGGUUCAUCGGCUACCUUCUCGGAACUUUCCUGACGCCGCUGCUCACCGAAAGAUAUGGACGGAAAAGUUGAUUUUCUUCAAAAUAAAAUUAUUAAAAGGAAAACUUCAGUCUCGCUACUCGUGGCCAACCUGAUAGCCGUGUGCGGCUCUUCGAUCGGCUUCGUUUCGGCUGUCUGCAAGAUCCCCGAACUUUUCUUCGUUUCCAGACUCGUUGCCUCGACCAGUUCCGGUCUCUCGUUUGGAAGUCUGAUUCUUUUCCUACAGGUUCUUUUUUGUUUGGAAUUCUAUCCAUUUUACCACUAGCUUGGCCAAUCUCACAUAUAGCACGGCUGGCUCGAGUCAUUGAAAAAUGGGUCCUGACACGAUAAAAAAGGAGACAGUAGGAAAUGCCUUUUUGCGUCCGAAGCUAGCCGUGUCAGCUAUCCUUCCAAAACUAAUUUCAUGAAAAUUUAAGAUUCCUUGAAGCAAGCUUCAAGCGUACAAAAUUACUACAGUAUUGACGUAAUUUGGAGCAUAGUUUGCAGGAAACAACGUCCACCGAGUACCGAGGUCUCAUGUCGUUCUUCUCCGAGACCACCUUCAUUCUCUGCAACGUACUUGGGAUAGCUUUUGGGAUGAAUGCCAUUUUUGGAGAUAACCUACCGGUUCUUACAGGUAAGCUUGAAAAGUUGGGGGAAAACCUUGCUUUGGGACUGCGUCAUAAUUAUUGGCACAUUUUUUUUAACCGGUUUUUUCCUGUAAGCAGUAAAAAUACAGUCUUCUGACAAAAUUUAUCAAUCUUCAUAAAUAUGAACUCGUUCUUCGGCUAACUUACCAGUCUUUUUCAGUGUCUUUUGUUCUAAAACUGUUCCAAAAGAGUUUUUUACAAUAAAAGAUCUGCUAAUUUUUAAGGAAUCGCCGUGAUUCCCGCAAUAAUCGCAACCCUCCUGUGCAUUCCUCUGAAAGAAACGCCAAAGUUCCUUCUCCUCAACAGAAACGACAGAAGCGGCGCGUUGAAAUCGCUCGAGUUCUAUCAAGGUUGAUCCGUAAACCUUUGAUUUCAAUGUGGGAUAUUGAAUUUUAGGCAACAAAGAGGACAAUGAUGAGAUCCUCGACGAAAUGCUGUUGGAAGCUCCAACGAACAAGAAGAAAGAGCCGGUUUGGAGGUCCGUCUACACGGUCCUCGUCACGCCGCACCUUCGUCACGCUUUUUUCAUCGGCUGCGCAGCUUUGCAAGUAAAAAAAUGGAUAAAAUAUAGUAUAUUCUGACAACCAAAUUUUUAAACACAGAAGAAGAAAAGCUACCGUAAGCACAGCUUUUUUCGUUUUCGCUUCGAAAUAUUUCAAAAAACUGAAAAGACAGGUCUUAAAGCGCAGUUUGCCAGUUUUUACGGUUCAUUACUUAGAAACUCCGAAGUGGUCCUUAUAGGGGUAACCUUAGGGGCCUUGGAAGGUUCUGCUUUAAGGACCGUUUCAAUCCCCCCUACCAGGGGCCACUAAAGCUUGCAGAAGGGUCUCCUAUAGGGGCUGUCUUUCUCUUAAUCUCUAUAGGGGCCACUCUGGCGUUCCAAAGAAGCGGGAGAAAAAGAAAAACGUGAUAAAAAACCAAUUUUCCAGUAGAAAAUUUUUCCACUACAGUAGCUGAUCUUAUCUCCUAAUUUUAGGUGAUUGUCGGAAUCUGGGCAAUCGUCUAUCUCUCAACAGACUUGCUCUCAACAUUAUUCACUGAGGAUGAGGCCCAAAUGGCUUCGUUGAUCUUCAUUAUAGCCAACUUUUGCGCCGGACUGUGUGGAAUGGCGAUCGUUGAAAGGUUCGUUCAAACUUACUUUUUUAGAGUCCUCGCGAGCUUCACAACUCGACAAAAAAAUGAUAGAAAAAUAUUUUAAUGUUAAUUUAUUUUCUUAACAAGGCAAGUUGGAAGGUUGAGAAAUUGAUGACUCCUAGUUAAAAAUUUUCCAACAUCUCCUGUUCAUGUCACAAAAGAACGGAAUGUAAAAUAGUUCCUUACUACCUCCCCUUCCAGAGAAGAUCAAUUCCAGGUUCGGGCGGCGUCCCCUUGUCCUUUGGCUCGGCUCCCUGAACACCUUAUCCCUGGCACUUUAUGUACUGUUCGACCAGCUCGCCGCAGUUCAUCACCAGUUCCGAUGGGGGACCAUCGCAGCGAUGGUUCUUAACGGUGUUACCUAUGGGUUGGUCUACCAAAUUUUCAAAAAUCGAAGUUUAGUACUAUCAAAAAAACUUGCUGGAAAGCCUACACUUCAAAAAGUUAUGAGCCGCCUAUCAAAUAGUGAAUUCAGCGUAAACUCAAGAAAAGUAGGAAAUGCCACAGUAUACAGAGGUCUGGACGUUUCUGAGCAAUCCUAGAGAUCGCUUAAGAGUUCUGACCCUACUAAAGUGGUCUCUAGAAAUGCUCCGAUUCUCGUUACUAGGGUCCCAGAAGACCUGUAACCUUAAGGCGUACGGUAUUUUGUCCAGACUUAAAUUUGAAUUUUCCAGACUUGGACUCGGCCCGAUCGCCUUCUUCAUCACAUCGGAGCUCGUUUCCCAGCAAUACCGAUCCGUAGUUCAGUCCAUGGUCUUCGCCGUCAACACGGCUGCCAGUUUCGCCUUCUCUUUUGCAACUCUGCCGGCUUUCGACAUGUUUAAGGUAAUAGAGAGGCCCAGGGAUAAUCUUAGGGUUCCAACAUGCGUAUAGGUUACGACCGAAGUUUCUUAGUUUCACAAAAAAAAAACCUUCCAGUCCUGGUCCUUCAUCCCCCUGUUCAUCGUGCCGUCCUGCAUCUCUCUCCUGUUCCUCUACUUCAAAAUGCCUGAAACGAAGGGACGGGAAGUGCACGACAUUGUGGAUGAGCUCUGGCGCAAGACUUCUACAAACCCCGUCGAUUUUGAGGUGAAAUAUUUAAAUUUUAAUGAUAAAAACAGCCUCGACAAGCUCAAGCUUAUUCUCUAAAUUCUUGAAUUCAAGGGUUUUGCUGCCUCGUUGCCAUUGGAAUAAUUCGACUUGAAAUAAAAUUAUAAUCGUAACUUUCACCAUGGAGCACAUAAGAUGCCUUCUCUGGAGGCCAUUUUUUUCAAACAAAAUUUCUCGAAUGCAAGCAAAAAGUAGAUCGAAAAUCUGAUAUUUAGAAUCAUUUUUCGCUUUUUCCGAGCCUUCACAACUAACAAAGCCUCCAAAAAAAAUAUUUUUUUGAAAUGGUUCAUUUGAUUCCUGAAGAUGAUCUGUUCCUUGAGCCAUAAUUUUGAAACAAAAACAUAUUUUCAGGCCGAAACAAUGACCAUUUCAACUUCGAGCUCCUCUCUGGACAUGAACCACAACAAAAAAAGCAACUUCACCAACAUUUAG
Molecule: messenger RNA, 4120 nt
Organism: Caenorhabditis auriculariae
Lineage: Eukaryota; Metazoa; Nematoda; Chromadorea; Rhabditida; Rhabditidae
Source: the annotation of a GenBank genome assembly